Cebus imitator (Panamanian white-faced capuchin) is the source of this 2443-nucleotide messenger RNA. It is a transcript of the gene EPCIP, whose product is annotated as chromosome unknown C21orf62 homolog. Bases 554 to 1213 code for a protein of 219 amino acids. The transcript is spliced from 3 exons. The record is from RefSeq and is a predicted model, not a curated record. Lineage: Eukaryota; Metazoa; Chordata; Mammalia; Primates; Cebidae.
GAAACAGUGUCCUCAGUCUCUUCUAGAAAAUUCCCAGUUUAGAACCCCAAAAGAGUGGCCAGCAGUCACCAAGUCAGUUUCUCUCCUGUGUGCAGCUAAUGAGACUGGUAGGCCAGCCGCUUCCUCCUGGUUGCCAUGGAAAUGACCAGGCCGCUGGCCCUCUGAAGACGGAAAAGAACAGCACGUGGAAGACCACGCAUUCCACCCUGGCUUGCAGAUUAACCCAGCUGUCAAGCCAGGGUGAAGGAUCCGCGGCCAGGCAGAGGUCUGUGGAGUGGAGAAGCGAGGCCUCACGGUGGAACUCUGAGAUGGCCAUCGGUUCCUUCGUGGAAUCUUCCACCACAUUCCAUUGGCCAGAAUUCAACCACAUGGUGCCACUUCACUGCCAGAAGCUCAGAAAUAAAGUCCAACAGCGUGCCAAGGAAGGAGAGGAGAGCAUGGCAUUCAUAGGCACUAGAAGUCUCUGAUACACUUUGAUUGUAAGACACAGUAAGUUCCAACAAAUUGGCUCACAGAGGUGGGGUAUGAACACACUGGCCCACACUGGGCGAGAAUGGCACUGCCUCCCAGGCCCUGUCUCCUUCUGAUCAGUGCUCUGGGCGUCUUUGCACUUAACCGCUUCACCAAAGGUCAGAAGAACAGCACGCUCAUCUUCACAAAGGAAAACACCAUUCAGAACUGUAGCUGCUCUGCAGACAUCCGGGAUUGUGACUACAGUUUGGCCAACCUGAUGUGCAGCUGUAAAACUGUCCUGCCCCUUGCUGUGGAGCGAACCAGCUAUCACGGCCAUCUGACCAUCUGGUUCACGGACACAUCUGCGCUGGGCCGCCUGUUGAAUUUCACACUGGUCCAAGACCUGAAGCUUUCCUUGUGCAGUACCAACACUCUCCCCACUGAAUACCUGGCUAUUUGUGGUCUGAAGAGGCUGCGCAUCAACAUGGAGGCCAAGCAUCCCUUCCCAGAGCAGAGCUUAUUCAUCCAUAGCAGUGGGGAUGGUGACUCCACAGAGAAGCCCACGUGGUUACACAAAGGCUGGCAGCCAUGUAUGUAUAUUUCAUUCUUAGAUAUGGCUCUUUUCAACAGGGACUCGUCCCUAAAAUCGCAUAGUAUUGAAAAUGUUACCAGCAUUGCCAACAACUUUCCUGAUUUUUCUUACUUUAAAACCUUCCCAAUGCCAAGCAACAAAAGCUAUGUUGUCACAUUUAUUUACUAACAUAGUAACUGUUCAGCUGCCUCUAACUUUGGCAAACAAUGGAUAAUCUGCAGAAGGAAUCUGGAAAUAAGGCCAUGAAAUAGGUAUCCCUAGCCACAGCUGUGCCUCUCUCCACUGGCUCCAUGAAAAACAAAAGAAAAAGAAACCAAAAAACCAACGUGAUUCUGUCCAGGGACAGGUCUUGGGAGCCAGCUAGGCUACGUCUCCACAAUUAGGAACCUGCAGGGAAAUGUCCCAUCGGAAAUGGAGAAAGCAAUACACCCUAGAGACUGCUUAGUGGAGCUCCACCUAGGAGGUGACCCCCAAGAAACAUAUCUUCUUUCAAAAUACUGCCUUAAAUUUUUUUCUGUUUCAUUUUGUGACAUUGCUUGGAAUUCCCCUAAGUAGAGAAUAAUCAAUUUCAGAGGUUUGGGGACUACGAGUUUUAUAAAAUGAUUAGGUUCUCUGAAACUGAUCUUUUCCAAAUACCCUGCUAAGAACAGAUGCACUGAGAAAUAAGAGUUUGGAGACUGCAUUUGUUGGGGUGGAGGUAACACAGUCAUGGAUAGGGUGGGACCUCAGGACCCAAUGAGGGGACCAGGGUUCCAGGAAGAUGGAUGCAGAAGUGAAAAUUGGAGGACACAAAACGCAUUUGCAUCUAUCUCAAAAUUUUGCUUAGAGCAUGGCCUAACAGAGAGGAAAGUUCUUCUUUUCCAGCCUUUCACAUUCCUUUCCUUAUCUUUCUUUGUGUCAUCUGUCUUUGCCCCUGCUAUACCACUUCCCCUAUUUUCUUUUCUCAUUUUCAUCUUCUUUCUCCUCCUUCUCCUUUUCCUCUUGCUCCAAAAAUCAGAACUUAGAUGAAUACCAUUAACCACAUUAGGGGCUAGCCUAGGAAUCUACUAACCACUUACAACAUUAUUUCUAUUGAUAAAAGUGCUCAAAUUAUUAACAGAUAAUUAACAACAACAAAAAAAACUUUUAAAUCCCAGUUCAUUUGUUUAAGAUUGCAAAGUGAAGACAUUUUAUAUGACAUGGUUAACACAAAAUGUUUUUAUGUGUGCUGAUAAAAGGAACCAAAGCAACAUACUGUUUAAAAAAAUUAAAUGGACUCAUUAUUGUACCAAGAAAAUUUUCACUCAUAGAGACCCAAUUUGACAUUAAAGUGGACUAUAAAGGAUCCAUGGCAGGCUGGGCACAGUGGCUUACGUCUGUAAUCCCAGCACUUUGGGAGGCUGAAAUGGGUGGAUCACC